CUUACGGCCUUACUUGUUACCCAUACCCCAUGCUCUUCUGCUUUUCGAAAAUUACAAUCACCCACCUUCCAAUAAAAGCGCACACGCCUUCGUGCACCUCCCCGGUCUCUCCCCCUUUCCUCUCCCUUCCCCCUUCCCCCGCCUCCGCCAUCGCCGACGCCGACCCCCACACCGGCCGACGCGCGAGCCCCGGCACCAUCUUCACACGAGCAUAAAUGGGUGAUGCGUGUUUCUCAACACAGCUAAUUGAUGGAGAUGGGAUCUUCAACGUCUCCGGAUUGGAGAACUUCAUGAAGGAUGUCAGAUUGGGUGAAUGCGGGCUGUCCUAUGCUGUUGUAUCAAUAAUGGGCCCGCAAAGUAGUGGGAAAAGUACACUUUUGAAUCAUCUUUUUGGCACCAAUUUUAGGGAGAUGGAUGCCUUCAGAGGAAGGUCACAGACUACCAAAGGUAUAUGGCUAGCGAAGGCCCAGAAUAUUGAACCGUGCACCCUUGUAAUGGAUUUGGAAGGAACUGAUGGAAGAGAGAGGGGAGAGGAUGAUACAGCAUUUGAGAAGCAAAGUGCAUUGUUUGCUUUGGCCGUUUCGGACAUUGUGUUGAUUAAUAUGUGGUGUCAUGACAUUGGCAGAGAACAGGCUGCAAACAAGCCUCUUUUGAAGACUGUUUUCCAGGUCAUGAUGAGGUUGUUCAGUCCUCGCAAAACAACAUUGUUGUUUGUUAUACGUGACAAAUCAAGGACACCCCUAGAAAAUCUUGAGCCAAUUCUAAGGGAAGACAUUCAGAAGAUAUGGGAUGCUGUUCCGAAACCCCAUGCCCAUAAAGAAACUCCAAUUAGUGAAUUUUUCGAUGUUCAAGUUGUCGCACUGUCGAGUUAUGAAGAAAAAGAAGAGUUAUUCAAACAGCAGGUUUCUGAUUUAAGAGAUAGGUUUCAGCAUUCAAUUGCCCCUGGUGGACUUGCUGGGGAUCGUCGUGGUGUUGUCCCAGCUUCAGGUUUCUCAUUUAGUUCCCAGCAAUUUUGGAAAGUCAUCAAGGAGAACAAAGAUCUUGAUUUGCCUGCUCAUAAAGUUAUGGUGGCUACUGUACGUUGUGAGGAAAUUGGUAAUGAGAAAGUUACCAGCUUUAUAGCUGAUGAGGAAUGGCAACAAUUUGAGGAGGCUGUCCAACAUGACUUUGUUACUGGGUUUGGGAAGAAGCUCAGCAGCCUUCUGGAUAGAUGUUUAUCAGAGUAUGACAUGGAGGCUAUUUAUUUUGAUGAAGGUGUCAGAAGCUCGAAAAGACAACAACUUGAGUCUAAACUGUUACAGCUUGUCAAUCCUGCCUAUCAAUCUCUUCUAGGUCACUUACACACUAGAACUUUAGAAGCAUUUAAGGAGUACUUUGGCAAGGCCCUAGAAAAGGAGGGAUUUGCUGUUGCAGCUUGCAAUUGUACUGAAACUUUCUUGGAGAAGUUUGAUAGAGGAUCUGAAGAUGCUGCUAUUCAACAAGUGAAUUGGGACACCUCAAAAGUGAGGGAUAAGCUUAGACGUGACAUUGAGGCUCAUGUAGCUUCAGUUCGGGCUGCUAAAUUGUCUGAACUUUGUGCGAAAUAUGAGGCACAACUUACCAAAGCUCUGGUGGAACCAGUUGAAUCUCUUCUAGAUUCAGCCAGUGAAGACACGUGGCCAGCUAUUAGAAAGCUUCUUCAACGCGAGACAAAAACUGCUGUUUUAGGUCUUGAAUCUGCUGUGUCAGCUUUUGAACUCGAUGAAGCAACUGAGAAAGAACUGCUUGCGAAGCUGGAGAAGCAUGGAAGGAGUGUUGUUGAGUCAAAGGCAAAAGAAGAAGCUGGAAGGGUUUUGAUUCGCAUGAAGGACAGGUUCUCAACAUUGUUCAGCCGAGAUGCUGACUCUAUGCCCAGGGUGUGGACAGGAAAGGAGGACAUAAAAGCUAUAACUAAAACCGCUCGCUCAGCUUCUGUGAAGUUGCUUUCUACAAUGGCUGCAAUUCGGUUGGAGGAGGAUGGUGAUAACAUUGAGAACACUCUUUCCCUUGCUCUUGUUGACACUUCAAGACAUGGGACUACAGAUAGGAGUAUCCAAUUGUCCGAUCCACUAGCCUCCAGCUCAUGGGAAAGGGUUGCUGAGGAGAAGACUUUAAUUACCCCUGUGCAGUGCAAAAAUUUGUGGAGGCAAUUCAAAGCUGAAACUGAAUAUACAGUCACUCAAGCCAUAGCUGCUCAGGAAGCAAAUAAGAGGAACAACAACUGGCUCCCACCUCCAUGGGCACUUGCUGCAAUGGCUAUCCUUGGAUUCAACGAGUUUAUGACAUUACUGAGGAAUCCGCUUUACCUGUUUGCCAUAUUUGUGAUUUAUCUUGUUGGAAAAGCCCUUUGGGUGCAAUCAGAAAUUGGCAGGGAAUUCCAACAUGGAUUUCUUCCUGCCAUCCUUUCACUGUCGACGAAAUUUGUUCCCACUGUAAUGAACAUCCUGAAGAGAUUAGCUGACGCGGGUCAAGAACCUGCAGCAGCCCCCGAGAGGCAAAGAGAGAUGGAGCUCCAACCAAAAUCCACCAGGAACGGUUCCUUAUACAGCAAUGUGACAUCGGCAGGGUCAUCUAGCGUAACCACUUCGGAGAUUGGACCUGAAUAUUCAAGCCCGGUUGUGCAAUGAUUUUGCUGAUCUUUAGCUUUUUGGCUGGAAACAUACUCUAGCAGUUGAGAAAAACAGGGUGCCUCAAGAACGUACGAAGAUUUUGGUGCCUUGCAGUUUUUGUAAGCUUGCCCUUCCCAGACUGAUUCAAGGUGGCACUGCCCCUCGUUGUUAUUCAAGGAAUUUUGGGGCUGGCGGGGUUGUUUGUAAGAGCAUUGUAAAAUAACUUGUUUCAUUUUUUGGUUUCUGUAACAUGAAUACAUGACAUGUGAUAGUUGUAUAUAAGAUCUGUGGACUGGGGGCGUAUCAGCGCAUUCUACACAGCUAAGGGUUGCAUAGUUGCGAGAACUGAAGCAUGUAAAUGUCUUUAAACUGCCAUCUGAUUGAGAUGCAGUAGUACUGCUGUUCUGGAAUAAGACAUGUCUGCUUUUGGGGAAAAUGAUUCAAAAAAUGUUUCGUUUGAA
Molecule: messenger RNA, 3088 nt
Organism: Zea mays
Lineage: Eukaryota; Viridiplantae; Streptophyta; Magnoliopsida; Poales; Poaceae
Product: protein ROOT HAIR DEFECTIVE 3
Exons: 23
Coding region: 216-2645 (809 amino acids)
Biological process (GO): endoplasmic reticulum membrane fusion
Cellular component (GO): endoplasmic reticulum
Molecular function (GO): GTPase activity; GTP binding
Source: RefSeq, a predicted model, not a curated record